Molecule: messenger RNA, 7358 nt
Organism: Penaeus chinensis
Lineage: Eukaryota; Metazoa; Arthropoda; Malacostraca; Decapoda; Penaeidae
Product: phospholipid-transporting ATPase ABCA3-like
Exons: 31
Coding region: 292-6000 (1902 amino acids)
Biological process (GO): transmembrane transport; lipid transport
Cellular component (GO): intracellular membrane-bounded organelle; membrane
Molecular function (GO): ATP binding; ATP hydrolysis activity; ABC-type transporter activity
Source: RefSeq, a predicted model, not a curated record
ACGUCAUAUAAGAUACAGCACUGCUCUAAAAAAUAAAACAUUUGUAUAACUACAGAUAAGCCCACAGACAUGAUAGUGUUCUGACCUACGAUAAGAAACUAUUAUUUUAUAUCACAUCCGUCAGCAAUUCAUCGUAUUCCGUCUCUUCACGUCUGGAAAUCAUUAAUCAUUUAGGAGACAUACGUUACACAAGGCAGCCCGAGGAGACUCCUUUACACAAUAGGUCAUGCUCUGCGCAUCCUCGACGGCCGGUGGGAAAGAUACUGAACGCUGCCACCACGCCUAAACACCAUGGGUGAUUCUACAGAAAACGCUUCAAAAGUCCGCAGAAGGAAGCGAAGCAUUUGGAAUAAACUCGUCCUGCUCAUGUGGAAAAACCUCCUGCUGAGGAAGAGGCACUGGGUCCUUACAGCCUUUGAAAUCCUCCUCCCGACGCUUCUCUUCACCCUCCUUCUUACCAUCCGCGUCCUCCCAGAUUCGGCCUUCCUGCCAUCCUAUGUGAACGAGACUACAGUGUUCCCAGCGGCCUCAGAAUGUCUCCUCAAAGAAAAGCUUUGCAUGAAGUACGGCUUUUGGUCAGAACAACUAGGACGCUGCUUCGUCCCAGAUAACAUUGACGAGAUAACGCUACCAACUCUGGAUCCUUCGGUUAUAGAAGGAUUAGACGGUCUAAACCUGACCGAAGCUGACCUCUCCGACCCCGAGAUCAUUCUGUCGAUCCUGGAAAGCGUGAACCAGACGGACCCUGAGAGUAUUAACAUGGGGAUCAUUCAGUCGAUCUUGGAGAAUCUGGAUCUCUGUAUUUUGGAGAGGUUUAACGCCACUGAAGACGUCGACCUCUCAGGCAUGGGCGCGGCCGAGAUUCUGGGUAUACUGGGGUCUAUUUUAUCCAACAUUUCGCUGCCGGAACUUCCCGAAGGCACGAACUUCAGCUAUCCGGGAGAAAGGAAGAUUUUCUACGGUCCACCAGGAGGUUUCAGCGAGGGUGUGGCCAAGCAUUUAGCCGAUGUUCUUCGUCUCGGUCACCACGUCCUGACCCCCGUGACCAGCAACGAGGAUUUAGACGCGCAGGUUGACAAGUCGUACUUUGCCACCAACGACUCCUUUGCAGCCUUCUACAUCGGCCUGUUCUUCAACGAUCUGGACGACCCGGAAGUGCCACCUCAGCACCUGAACUAUGACCUAAGGUUGACGGGAUUGUGGUUCUCUGAACUGCUAUACCCAUUUCUGCAGAUCCCUGGUCCGAGGAACUUUACAAUUAUUACUGAAAGCUACGGUAUGGACGGGUUCACGCUACUCCAGAGUUUAGUGGACAGGUACUUCAUCGCUCAGCUGACGGGCGAACCUCGAUACCGAAUGCAGUACAGGGUACAAACUCAGAUGUACCCGUACCCGCCCUACUCCCAAGACUACGGAAUGAGCCAGUUUUACGGAUCCGCUUUGCCCACGUUCAUUGUGCUUUCCCUCGUCCUCCUGUCGCCUUCGUUGAUCAAGAGCGUUGUUUACGAGAAGGAAACGGGCGUCAGGGAACUGAUUCGUCUCAUGGGCUUAGAGCGAUGGCUCGUUUGGCUCGGCUGGUUCCUCCACUCGUUCAUCGUCAUCCUCGUCGUGUCAACUAUCAUCACGAUUCUGCUCAAGUUGCAACUCACGCCCAUGGAUGACUCGGCGGGUUUCCUGCCGCCCAUUAUCAUCCACACCGAUCCCUUCUUCAUGUGGGUGCUCUUCGUGCUCUACGGGAUAUCCUCCAUCGCCUUCUGCUUUGCCGUGUCUACUUUCUUCAGCAGGCCCACGCUCGCCACAACCCUCGGCAUCCUGCUGUGGCUGACAUCUUACUUCCUGCCUCGUCAGCUGAUGGACUUCGAGUACAACACCCUUGGUCUGGCGCCGAAGGUCCUGUCCUGCUUCUUGCCCAACAUGGCUAUCACUUGGGCCUUCAGGAUUAUUGCUAUGUUUGAAGGGAGAGCGUUGGGCGUGCAGUGGAACAAUCUGUGGGACACCGGUAACCCUCGGGAUCAGCUGACUCCGGCCAUGGUUCUCAUCAUGCUGGCCGUCGACACCCUCUUGUACCUUUUCAUCACAUGGUACGUCGAUCACGUCAGCCCGGGCAAAUACGGAGUUCCUUUGCCGUGGUACUUCCCUUUCCAGAGGAGCUACUGGUGUGGUGCAUCUCCGACGAAGGAUAACGCUCGAAGCUUCGACUCUGAGUCACCCGAGAACGAGUACUUCGAGGAGGAACCGGAGGGUCUGAAGCCGGGAAUCACUAUAAAGAAAUUACGGAAGGAGUUCAAGACACUGGGAGGGAAGACGAAGGUGGCCGUCGAGGACGUGUCUCUAACGUGUUACGAAGGCCAAUGCACGGUCUUGCUUGGACACAACGGCGCCGGCAAGACCACUACGAUGUCCGUCCUCACAGGUGUGUACGCCCCUUCGGCUGGCUACGCAGAAGUGGGCGGCUGGGACAUCGCGACGAACCUGAAGAAGGCGAGGGAGGAGAUCGGACUGUGCCCACAACACAACAUGCUGUUCAUUGACCUCACCGUUCUCCAGCAUCUCCUAUUCUUCGGUAGACUAAAAGGAAUGACAAAGCAGGACGCUCGCAAGGAAGCUGAGGAGCUCAUGCAGCGACUGGAACUGAAGGAGAAGAAAAACAUGUAUGGCAACCAGCUGUCCGGAGGGAUGAAGAGGAAGCUUUGCCUCGCCAUUGCUCUCAUUGGAGGGUCGAAGGUGGUGAUUCUCGACGAGCCGAGCAGCGGCCUCGACCCAGAAUCCCGCCGAUGGGUGUGGGAAGUGGUGCAGGGGGAACGCGGGCGCCGGACCGUGCUCGUCACCACACACCACAUGGAAGAGGCCGACGUGCUGGGCGACCGCAUAGCCAUCAUGGCGUCGGGGAGGGUCGUCUGCUCCGGAUCCACGCUCUUCCUCAAAAACAAAUUCGGCGAUGGAUACACACUGACGAUAAUGGUAUCUGAGGACAGUAGCAUUAAAGACAUAAAGACAGAGGUCAUGAAGCAUCUUCCUGAAGCGGCCUUGAGGUCAUCCCAGGGCGGCGAAGUGACCUUUAAACUACCCCCGGUGACAGCCUCGUUCGCCCCUCUUCUCGACUCGCUCACAGAACAGAAAGAAAAACUGGGAAUCCGGCAUCUAGGCCUGUCACUCACUAGCAUGGAGCAGGUCUUUCUACGAGUCGGCGACUUUGUAGAGGGCAUUGACAAGGAACCGGAACAAGGGUUGAACGGAACACUGUACGACAGAAUAAAUAUUAACGACGACGCCAACAAUGGGUUCCUCGGUAACCACCAACAGGACGCUGAUAAAUACAGCAGUCAGCGUUUUCUUUUCAAUAGUCAAGCAGAAGUGGACAUGAGACUGACAGGAUGGACCUUAUUGAAGCAGAGAAUAAGAGCGUUUUUCGCUAAAAGAAUUAUUUAUUCCAAGAGGAAAUGGGUGCUCCUUCUUACGCAGGGUAUUCUUCCGGUAUUGAUCACCAUCAUGUGUCUCUUAGUCGACUCUUCCUUCAACGAGGAAACAUUCCAGGAGCCUCCACGAGUCCUCGACAUAUCAAUGUUUACUCACAGCAAGUCCUUCGUGCACGCUGACCAGGGUCGGGAGGAUCUCGCCGCCUCUUACGAAAGUCUCUUCUAUGAUCCUUAUGAGGUGGAGUACGCAGACAACCUGACUGAUAGUCUUUUAGCUGAAGCCGAUAGGGAUCUUUUCCAGUACCGUGAGAAUAACAUUUGUUCGGCCGACUUCGAAGCCGGUGUCCUUGGAUUAACAACAGACAUGAAAUCCUUGUAUCAGUCGGUGCCUUACCACGCCCCAGGAGUCAGUACCACGAUGAUCACAAACGCCCUUCUCCGCUUCGCCACCAACUCGUCCAACCACUCGAUUACCACAGUCAACCGCCCUCUGCCACCAAACAGGACGUGGAAGGUGGGUCGUACCAGCACCUCCGGCAGCGCCUUCGUCUACGCCAUGGUGAUGCCCCUCGCCCUCGCCUUCCUGUCUGCCUCCUUCCUCGUGUUCCCUCUGGAGGAGCGCGAGACCAAAGCUAAGCAGGUCCAGGUCAUGACAGGCGCUCCACUGUGGGCUCUGUGGACCACGACCUUCCUGUGGGACCUCCUUACAUACAUGGUGUCCGCUUUGGCAGUCUUUAUAUUCUUCAUGGUAAUGGAUUCGAAGGAUUAUUUCACCGUCGCUCAAGCACCUGGUGCAUUGUUCUUGCUGCUAGUGCUGUAUGGCUGGGGUAGCAUCCCCAUGGCUUACGUCUUCAGCUUCCCCUUCCAAACGGCAGCCUCCGGUUUUGCUGUGUUGGCUCUCAUCAACAUCGUUGCAGGCCAGAUCAUCACCACUGCUGUCUGGGCGUUGGAUCUCUCAGACCAGCCCGACCUUAUCAUUGUUAGCGAUGUUCUUCACUGGAUUACUUCCCUUAUUCCUGCAUACCCGGCGUCCAUGGCCUUCAUGCAUCUGGUUGACACAAGUACAUACAACACCCAGUGCGACCAGUUCAACGAGACGGUUAAGGAGGAACUGUGUAACACGCUAACUCAGAUGCUGCCCAACAACACCUAUAUGAUAUGUUGUCCCCAAUGCGCAGAGGUGGGCACAGGAAUCUGCUUUGAAAAACAUUCGUACUUCAUGUUCAAUGGCAACGGCAUGGGACCCAGUCUGCUCACGCUGUUCGUCAACGGCGUGAUCUUCCUGUCAGUUCUCGUGUUAUUGGAAAGCAAGGCUGCCAAAGUAUUGAAGAGCGCUUGGUGGCGACUGGUGACUCGCUGCUCGCAUGGCAAAGGUAGUAAGACAACCCCUGCUUGGGAGUUAACACAGGACAACGACGUUGCUGCAGAGGCUGACUUAGUGCGAAAUAUAUAUGAGUCGCGUCAGGCCGGGGGUGGUCUGGAUGACUCUGCCCUGCUUGUCUCCAACUUGAGGAAGCAGUUCCUGGGAGCCCCUCGGCCGGCAGUCAGUGGCGUGAGCUUCCGCGUGGCCAGAGGGGAAUGCCUAGGCCUCUUGGGGGUCAACGGAGCAGGCAAGACGACGACCUUCAGGAUGUUGACCGGGGAUGAGGAACCCUCUUCAGGAGACGCCAUGAUAGAUAACAUAUCACUUCACAGGGAUAAGAACAAGUUUGUGCAGCAGAUAGGCUACUGUCCUCAAUUCGACGCUGUUCUUGGCGAGUUGACAGCCAUAGAGAUGCUGACGCUUGUGGGCAGACUAAGAGGAGUCAGUGACGCACGGAUGAAGCGUCUGGUUAACGAGUUGGUGACUCUGGUUGGUCUCACGGAAUGUGCACUGCGCCCUUCUUCAACAUAUUCGGGAGGAAACCGCAGGAAGCUCUCCACUGCCAUGGCGCUAGUUGGGUCCCCGCAGCUGGUGUUCCUUGACGAGCCGACCUCGGGCGUCGACCCAGCAUCUCGUCGUCGAGUGUGGACCGCCGUCACGAAAGCAAUCAACAACGGCCAGAGUGUGGUCCUCACCAGUCAUUCCAUGGAGGAGUGUGAGGCGCUAUGUUCCCGUAUCAUUAUCAUGUCUCGUGGAACCCUUCGUUGUGUAGGGAGCACGAGCCACUUAAAGGCUAAAUUUGGACAAGGUUACAGUCUCCAAAUAAAACUAAGAACCCAUGGCUUAUGUCCCCAGGGUGCUACAAACAUUGAAGAUGUCUACACAUCAAAGGUGCAGCAAGUAAAGAGUUCCAUCAGUUACUAUCUUCCUGGAGCCGUGAUUAUUGACCAACAUAAGGGCAUGUUGUCGUACAGGAUCCCAAGUAGGAUAUCGUGGGGGCGGCUCUUCUCCGUGAUGGAGGCGCUGAAGAACGGCAGACAACCCAGCGACCGAGACACUGACGUCGUCGCCAGCCCCGUCGCAAACCCACAGGAAUCUAUCGUAGAGGACUAUGCUGCCUCAGACACUUCGUUGGAGCAGGUGUUUUUGACUUUUGCCAGAGAAGCUUCGGGUGAAAACCAGAAUAAACAUAUUCCUCAGGAAGUCGUCACGAAAUUGUGAAGUCACGUCUAACUUUGCAUGUGCCUGUGUUCUGCUCGUUGGCGGAAUGAUCGUGAAUGUGUACAAUGAAUGUUACCUUUUGGUAUUCUUAAAUGUUGUUAUUAAAAGACAGUGACUUCUAGAGCUUCUAGAAGAUACGUCAUUUUAGGACCUUCAACUCCAUUAUAUAUAUAUUUAUAUAUACAUAUACAUACAUAUGUGUGUGUGUGUGUGAGGGAGAGAGAGAGACAAACCCUGGUCAUCAGGUUCAUACCUGGAGUGGCCUAGGUUCGAGACCUGGUCAGGGAGGGUUGUUAUUUAUCCAUAUCAAUGCGGCAUUGCACUACUCGAUCUUUCAUAUGUAUAUCUAACUUCCAUGAUUACCUCGUAUUAUAACCAAAAUAUAAAUGGCAAUGCUCAUUCUCAUUUUGAAGCAUGGAAAUACAAAGACAUUUACCUUCAUUUCAUAAUCCUUAUAGAUGUUUGUUGAGUGAAUCGUCCUUGUUACUAUUUAUUUUGAGCACGUCCAAGAGAAUUUACAUUAGAGCAGCGGUUUUCAAAGUUUUUGGCAUAGUUACUCCUUGGCACGGUAGCCAUCACCCCAACUCCAUUCCUCUUAUUUAGUCAUCAUCCUUUGACAAAAAAUAAUAUUGUUUCUUUAUCAUAAAUUGAAAUUAAUGCAUCAUUGCUUUGGUAAUAGAACAUAAACAUUAUUUACUGAAUUAUUAAAUGAAAACACAGUAUUGUUUGUCCUUCAGUAAAAUAUGAAUGCAAUGGUCUGUAGAGCACAGGACAUAUAUUCCUCCACCAGUCCGGCCCAAAACGGAUUCAAUUUUUAAACUUAGGAUGUUAAUCCACUUCGGGAGUUUUAUCCUCUCUAAAUGCAAGAAAAUCGGACUUUGCUGCUAUGACACGGUCCUUGUUUAUUAUUAUUAUCCAUUCAUUAUCAUUUAUUUAUGAAUGUACUUCUUCAGUCGUUAAUUUAUUCAUAAUUAUCAUUUAUAAAUCCAAAUACCUUUUACUUUUAGAAAGUGCCUCGUUGCCCCCAGAAUCGGCUUCGUUACCUUAGUAUUCGAGUGUAAGAGCUCCCUGUAGAAAAUCCAGAUAUAAAUUAGUGUGAAAAAAGUGUUCGUUUUAUGAGAAUAAAGUAAGGCGAUGUGAAAGAAAGUGCUCGUUUUAUGAUAAUAAAGAAAGGCAAUGUGAAAGAAAGUACUCGUUUUAUGAAGUUGAGCAAAUGUUUUUUUUCUGAGAGGGAGAUAUCCCAGUUGUGAAAAUUAAACAUAUUCAUAGUGCACUGUAUCACCUUAAUACCGAGAGUAUGUAUUGAUGUAACCAAAGUUCAACAAGUAAAUAGAUAAAUAUAUCUUUUUUUGGAAAAA